Colletotrichum orchidophilum is the source of this 510-nucleotide messenger RNA. RefSeq lists its product as uncharacterized. The record is from RefSeq and is a predicted model, not a curated record. Lineage: Eukaryota; Fungi; Ascomycota; Sordariomycetes; Glomerellales; Glomerellaceae. The transcript has a single exon. Bases 1 to 510 code for a protein of 169 amino acids.
AUGUCUACCACUUCAUCCACCACAGACACAUUUUCUGUCUUUCUGCAGGGGUUCCUUUCAAACACUGCACACUUCUUCAACCUCCUACAUAGCACCGACCAACCAGCCAAUUCCAUCAGAAAACGGUACCGCUUCAAACAAGCAGCUUUUUGCGGAUACCCCAACGAUCUGAACCCCCAAGCGAACCCCCUGUUUGGACAAGCAGGAAUCUACGUCGAGGGUUUGACGAGGGAGGAAGUUCGAAAGAUUGCCGACUUCAUGACAGGUUAUACAAUGAAGCGGGCCGUGGUGGGGAUGAUGUGCCUUCAUGGAAAGGACCUCACCAGGAAAGCUAUCGUCUGGGUACAAAUCCCGACGAACCAAACGACCCAAACCUGGAACGGAAAUCAAAACUCAGUCAACGGCGGAAGCGGACUUGGAGAUUCGAAUGCGAAUCAUAGCGGCAACGCUUAUGGAAACAACCACCAAACCGAGAGCUACGGUCUCAAUGGGGCUGCUGAGGCAGCUUAA